This is a messenger RNA of Lachnellula hyalina, 2286 nucleotides long. RefSeq lists its product as uncharacterized. Bases 1 to 2286 code for a protein of 761 amino acids. NCBI's taxonomy places the organism in Eukaryota, Fungi, Ascomycota, Leotiomycetes, Helotiales, Lachnaceae. The transcript is spliced from 2 exons. The record is from RefSeq and is a predicted model, not a curated record.
AUGAUAUUCUCUCGUGAAGCCCUUUUAUGGGCAUUCAUCUACUACGGCUCUUUUGGAGCUUGUAGUGAGAACGUUCUCGUACAAGAAGGUGUAAGCCCUGACGAUUCAAAAUCGCCUACACGUUCACAACCUCGAUAUAACGAUCCAUUGGCGCAAACAUUUAAGAGACGAGAUGGAGAUUCAUUUACUCUAUCGGUUCCGGACACACCACAAGUCCCUCCAAGUCCUGCCACAGGUACUCCUACAUUCUCGUAUGAAAGGCCGUGGUUGAACACAACAAGUUCGACAUGGUCAGGGCAAAGUCACAAUCAAAGCAGAUCUAGCACGACUUUGGGCAAUUCGUCCACAAGCUCGAGUACGCCAUGUAUAACACUUGGACCGACCGAUGCGGUGACAAUCUGGGAUAUCCUCCCAAACACAGAAACGAUCACCAUCACCACCCUCGCAAACUUGACAUUGGCCAUCACAGCAGUACCAGAUUUCACACCUCCAAACUACUGCCCCACUGAAUCAACCUCAGAUUCAGUAGCAAAGACUACCUACGAAUCAACUACCGGAACUUCCAUAACAGUAGCUGAAUCUUCAGUACCAACUGUGAGACCUACAACCACUAUCACGACAAACAAAAACCCCGCUACUUCGCUGGUUGCUGCUCCUACUGAUGGCUACCCAGGAGUCAACCCCACCAAGUCCGCGGUUGUGAAUCCCGGCGCGACCACGACUCCUGUGAAUUGGGGACCGCUUGUUGCUACCCCUGGUUCGGGCGGAGGGAACCUGAUUCAGAUCUCGACUUCGGACUCGAAUCCGCCGGGGCCCACUACGACUAACCAGCCAAAAGUCAACCCGCCAUCACCAUCUGAUGCAGGAGGUUCAGGGACAAGCAUUUCAGGUGGUGCAGGAGCCAGUAACCCGGCUGCGAAAAACCCCGUGGGGCCUACUACAACUAGUCCGCCAUCUGCUGGGAGCGGCUACGGGGAUGGUAGUGGAGGAACUAGUAGUUUACCGUCUAACAACCUACCAGCGAAUGGAGGAACUAGCUUGGGAGGUGAAGGGGAAGGAUCGGGAUCUGGCGUCAUUACCACCAUAGGCACUGUUCCUGUUAGUGUCGGACCUACUCAAGUUAUUAUUGGGGGUCCUGGCGGUCAGACAGUAGCUGUGCCUCAAGCCAUAAGUGGAGGGUCAAGUCUAGGAUCAGGAGGCUCAUCAACACCAACGGGCAAUUCAAUCUCAGGGGGUGCUUCAGGUGGAACUCCCGUGGUAGUCACCCAAGAUGGCCAAGUCUUCACGGUAAACCCAUCCCAGGUUCUUGCAGGAAGCACGACUCUGGAAAUCCCGGCUAUCAACACGGGUGGCAUUCUUGCCUCAUCUGCUAGUCCCUUGUCUGCUACGCCAAGUACUAUCAACGGCGUACCAGUCCAGCUUUCGCCAUCUUGUGCUAUUGUUGAUGGGGAGACUUAUUCCAUUGGUGCUGGAGCACCAGAAACAACGGUUGUUGCUAAUAAGCAGACUAUCUCUAUUGGACCCGGGGGACUCGGCUUUGCUUCGACAACUGUAGCCCCACCUCCUGCUCUAGCAUCAAAUUUUGUUAUCAUGAAUCCUACAAUAUUUUCGGUGGUUGGGUCAAGUAUAGCUGUUAUCAAAGGGACAACCUUUACGUAUGGCCCAGGAAUUGCAGCCGAGACUGAUGUUCUCGAUGGAGAGACUAUCACCAUUGGACCAAAUGGAGUUUUCUAUGAUAGCACCACACUUGGAGGGACAGCACAUGCCACUGGAACACAACUUGGAGUUGCUGGUGGUGUUUCCAUUACCGAAGUCGGCUCAACACUUGCAGUCAUCAGCAGCAUAACCUUCACAGUUGGUCCAGGAGCCACUCCAUCAACAACCGCAAUCAAUGAUCACACCAUCAUAGUAGGAUCUAAUGGUCUCGGAGUCGACGGUACAACAAUAUCGAGCCCAUUCAAUCCUACCACACAAACCGUCACAGCAGGAGGAAUCACAUUCUCUGAGAUCGGCUCCUCGAUAGCAGUAAUCGGAGGAACAUCCUACACGGUUGGGCCCGGCGCAGAACCUGAAACGAAGACUUACAACGGCCGAACAAUUAGUAUUGGGGCCAGCGGACUUGGAUUUGCCACAACCACUGUUCCACCCCUCAGUUCUACACCUGAAGCUACAGCCACGACGUCGGCGCACACGACGGGCAAAAAGAAGAAUGGUGCGGGGACUUUGAAACGCGUGUAUGGUAUUGUAGGUGCAUGCAUAGCGAUUUGUAUUGGAUUUGCGAUUUGA